ACACACACAGGCAGCAGCAGGAGAAUGCGUGUGUUGAGUGUGUGUGUGUGUGUGUGUGUGUGUGUGUGUGUGGUGAGCUGAACACACCCGAAGUGUGAGCUGAGUGUGCCCUGAUGCUGCUGCUGUAAAUGCGGAUUAAUUCCGGCAUCGCCCGCCUCCAUCCCUCCAGCCCCGGCUCGUCUCCAGCUGCAGCGGCUCGCCCCGCUCUCGCUGGACGAAGAUAGCGCCCGUGGAGCGGCCAUCUAGCCCCCGGGGCCGCGAGCUGAAGCAGAGCCUAGCGGUUACCGCUGCUGUACCGCCGCCGCCGCUGCUGCUGGAUACUGCGGGUCUCUCUGCUGCACUGAGCGGAGCGGAGGAUCAGCAGCUGCUCCUUUCUUUCAUUCUUUCUUUUCUUCCUCUUCUUUUCCUCCAAAUCUCCAGCCUUCACACUCAGGGCUCGGGGGAGGCUCGGAUGUACCGGUUCAGGUGACCCUCGAUAUGGCUGUUCUGAAGCUCGUCGAUCAGCCGCCUCUUCUUCAGGCCAUCUUCAAUGGAGACCCUGAGGAGAUACGCAUGCUCAUCUUCAAAUCCGAGGACAUCAAUGCGCUGGAUGCAGAAAAGCGUACUCCCCUCCACGCUGCAGCGUUUCUGGGGGAUGCUGAGAUUAUUGAGCUGCUCAUCCUCUCUGGGGCUCGGGUCAAUGCCAAAGACAACAUGUGGCUCACCCCUCUGCACAGGGCUGUGGCUUCCAGGAGUGAGGAGGCGGUGCGUGUGCUGAUCCGUCACUCGGCCGACGUGAACGCUCGUGAUAAGAACUGGCAGACUCCUCUGCACGUGGCGGCGGCUAACAAAGCUCUGCGCUGCGCUGAGGUCAUCAUCCCGCUCCUCAGCAGUGUGAACGUCUCGGACCGCGGGGGACGCACUGCUCUGCACCAUGCUGCCCUCAACGGACACACUGAGAUGGUCAGUUUGCUGCUGUCUAAAGGUGCUAACAUCAAUGCCUUUGAUAAAAAGGAUGGCCGUGCUCUCCACUGGGCUGCCUAUAUGGGCCACUUAGACGUGGUGUGUCUGCUGGUGGACCAGGGAGCAGAAGUCAGUUGUAAAGACAAGCGAGGAUACACACCUCUCCAUGCUGCCGCCUCCAACGGACAGAUCAACGUCGUCAAACACCUGCUCAACCUGUCCGUGGAGAUAGAUGAGGCCAAUGCGUUUGGGAACACCGCUCUGCACGUGGCCUGUUUUAAUGGUCAGGAUGCAGUGGUCAGUGAGCUGAUUGACUACGGGGCCAAUGUGAGUCAGCCCAACAACAAGGGCUUCACUCCUCUCCACUUUGCUGCUGCGUCCACUCACGGAGCACUCUGCCUGGAGUUCCUGGUCAACAACGGAGCUGACGUCAACGUGCAGAGUCGGGAUGGGAAGAGUCCUCUCCAUAUGACCGCAGUGCACGGACGCUUCACACGCUCACAGACUCUCAUCCAGAACGGUGGAGAGAUUGACUCUGUUGAUAAGGAUGGAAACACUCCGUUACACAUCGCCGCUCGUUAUGGUCAUGAGCUCCUCAUUAACACCUUAAUCACCAGUGGAGCCGACUGCACCAGGAGAGGAGUUCAUGGAAUGUUCCCGCUGCACUUGGCUGCUCUGAAUGCUCAUGCUGACUGCUGCCGGAAGCUUCUCUCCUCAGGACGGAGGUAUAGCAUAAUCUGCCCGCUCAGUAACGACUCGGUCCUGUGUGCAGGCUUCCAGAUCGACACCCCGGACAGCCUGGGGCGGACCUGUCUGCACGCCGCCGCUGCUGGAGGAAAUGUGGAGUGUGUGAAGCUGCUGCUCAGCAGUGGAUCAGAUCACAACCGGACGGAUAAACACGGCAGGACUCCUCUCCACUAUGCAGCUGCCAGUCGUCAUUUUCAGUGCCUGGAGACUCUGGUGUCAUGCGGUACCUGCAUUAAUGCCACUGACCAGUGGGGGCGCUCUGCCCUGCACUAUGCUGCUGCCUCUGACCUGGACAGAAGGCGACGUGUAGCCCUGGAGCCGGAGAGUCCUGGAGUGCAGGCGGAGAAGGAGAAAGAGGCAGCUCUGUGCCUUGAGUUCCUGCUGAAGAGUGGAGCCACUGCCUCACUGAAGGACAAGCAGGGCUAUAGUGCUGUUCACUAUGCUGCUGCCUAUGGCCACAGACACUGCCUGGAGCUGCUCUUGGAAAGAGAGGAGAACCAUCAGGAUGAGAUGGAGAGUUCCAGCACUAGGAGUCCCCUUCAUCUAGCCGCGUAUCAUGGUCAUGCCCAGGCUCUGGAGGUCUUGCUGCAGGGUCACUGUGAGGUGGAUCAGGGGGAUGAGGUGGGCCGCACUGCUCUGGCCCUGGCUGCCCUCAGGGGCCACACUGACUGUGCCCUGACCCUGCUGAACCACGGGGCCUCGCCACGCAGCAGAGACUCCGGCCGAGGGCGCACUCCCAUCCACCUCGCAGUGAUGAACGGUCAUACGUCGUGUGUGCGCCUUCUUCUGGAGGACUCUGACUGUGCAGACCUGGUGGAAGCAGCUGAUUCUCAGGGACAGACCCCCCUGAUGCUGGCGGUGGUGGGGGGUCAUGUGGAUGCUGUAUCUCUGCUGCUGGAGCGAGAGGCCAGUGUGGACACAGCUGACCAUCAGGGACUGACCGCCCUUCACUUAGGAUUGCUGUGUGGGCAGGAGGAGUGUGUGCAGUGUUUGCUGGAGCAGGAAGCCUCAGUGUUGCUGGGGGACUCUAAGGGCCGCACAGCUCUUCACCUGGCUGCAGCGAGGGGCCACGCAUCCUGGCUGAGUGAACUGCUGAGUAUAGCCUGUUCUGAGCCCCCGACGCCUCCACUACGAGAUAACCAGGGCUACACACCCCUACACUGGGCCUGCUAUAACGGUCACGAGGGCUGUGUGGAGGUUCUACUAGAACAGAAAGGCUGCAGAUGUUUCGAUGGAAACCCCUUCACCCCUCUGCACUGUGCUGUAGUGAAUGAUCACGAGUCCUGUGCCACGCUUCUGCUGGAAGCCAUGGGCUCAGAGAUAGUGACCUGUAAGGACUCCAGGGACAGGGCGCCUCUUCAUGCCGCUGCGUUUGCCGGCCAUGUGGACUGUGUUCAGCUGCUCUUGGCCCAUGAUGCUCCUGUGGAUGCUGUGGACCAAUCAGGGCGCAGUGCGCUCAUGAUGGCAGCUGAGAGAGGAGCAGUCGGAGUUGUAGAGGCUCUUCUCACCAGCGCCAGCGCAGACCUGAGUCUCACAGACCAAAAAGGAAACACUGCUCUACACCUCGCUUGCAGUAAAGGAAAGGAGGACUGUGCUUUGUUAAUUUUGGAGAAACUUCCAGAUACCACAAUAGUAAAGGCCACAAAUUCUGCACUCCAGACUCCUCUCCACCUGGCUGCACACAGUGGUCUGAAGCAGACGGUGAAGGAGCUGCUGUCCCGCGGUGCCAGUGUGCAGGUUCUGGACGAGAACGGUUUCACUCCCGCUCUGGCUUGUGCUCCUAGCAAAGAAGUGGCAAACUGCCUGGCUCUCAUUCUGGCUACCAUGAUGCCUUUCUGCUCCCCUUGCAGCUCUGGAGCGCCCUCCCCAGGGGCCCUGUUGAGGUCCCUGCCCCGACAAGCCCCCAAAGGCUCCCAGGGGCCACGGGGCCCUUCCAGCGAGGGCACCACCACGGAAAACGACUCAGAUUCGGAGACCUUUUGACCUCCGCCUUCUCAUGAGCCCUUCCUGUACAAGUUCUCAAAGCACUUAGCCUAGCGAACCUCACAGCAACUGUACAGAACCUCCUCUGAGUCCCUGUACAGAACGGAGAUCUUAUAUAAGAGAUUAUAUUAUUAUUAUAACACGUGAAGUCUCGUUUAUGCUUCUCGCAACUACUCGGGUAUAAAGCCUCUUGCAUAUCGGCACUGUCCAACAAAAAAUAAUAUAUAUAUAAGAAAUAAAACAAGUAUCUCUAAAACAGCAACAUCUAAACUUUCAAUUGAAGUCAAUUGAUGUAAAAACAGUUUAUUUCAGGUAAUUUUGUUGGACCAUUUCUAUUGGUUCAUAUAUAUAUAUAUAGAUGUUUUGAAACAGUGUAGGAGACAAUUAAUGUGCUCAAAUUAUGUAGUAAACCCAAAAUCCACAAAAAAUGGAGAAACUUGUUUUAAUUGGACAGUGAUGCUAUAUGGGAAAUUUACAGCAGACACCAAUAUUGCUGAUUGGUGGUAUUAUGCUGCAUUCCAUUUCAAAUUGUGCAAUGUAAUUGCACUAGACAUCCCCAGUUAUAAACUUUAUUUAUAUUUAUCAAAUUCCAAGAUUUUUAUUUUUUUUCAUGAGGAAAAAUCACAGGUUUUAAUUGGUAAUUGGUAAAAUUUAUUGGCUUAUUAAAAUUAGCAAUAGCUUCUAUAUUAAGUAUAGAAUUUAUGAUCUCAAGGUCCAGGAUUUACUUUUAUUUAUUCACAUCUAUUUCAUUUACUUCUAAUCGCAUCAGAAAAGAUUAUGGGGGGUUUCAUUUUUUUUUUAGCAAGUAUGAAUUAAUUAAAAGAGUUAUUGAAUUAACUUAAUUUUGUAGGUACAAUUAUGUGCUUAACAACCUGUUAAAAUUGUAUUGAAAUCUUGGCCUGAACAUGUUCUUCGUAUUCCUGUAAUAUAAUUUAAUAUGGUUAAUAUGAAUGUGGGUUCAUAUUAGAAUUAUUGAACAGUAUCAGAGCAUAAUGGAAUGCAGCAUUACUGCCAUUAAACCAUUAAAAAUACUUCUGACUGCAGUUUUAGAGUAGUAAGACUUCCUGCUACACUGAAAGCAAAAAGCCACAACAGCUUUUAGUGGCUCCCACUGGUGCGAAAAGCAUAAAUCAGCUUUAUAAAGAGAGUCGGUACACUUUCUCUGCGCCCUGCUGUCGACGCAGAGAUUUUUUUAAAAAGCCAUUUUAUAAAUCCUUUCACUUAACCUGAACCGUCAGUGGUGUAGAUAGUGUGUGUUUUUUUUAUUAUUAUUUCUGUUUGAAAGUUGAAGUUGCCAAAUAUUGACUCAGCAUAACCACACUUAGGGUACACUGUAUAUAGUGUGGGUUCCAGUGUCUUAGCCUGUGGACGGUUUGUAAGCACAAACCCAUGAGAAAAAAAAAAAAAAAGCACAAUGUUUAGUCUAACGUUUGUUGUUACUGAACAGCAGAUGCCUCACACUUCCUCACGUCUGUAGUCACUCCAGGUUGGAUCAGGGACCAAAUAAUGUUUGACAAGCGACAACAAGAGAUAGGGACAUUGAUUUAAUGCAUGUUACUGCCAUAGACUGAGGUUAAAUGUAUUAUAUAUGUGUUUAUAAAGUAUUUAUAUGCAGAAAUAGAACCUUACGUGAUCGGAAAGUCAAUGCAAAUACUCUACAUUACAUUAAAUUACAUUACAAUUAUACUUUAUGUCCAAAAGUAUUCAGACUCAGACUUUAUGGUGCACCCAUUGUUGAGAAGUAUUAUUUCCUGUUGAAUUGAACACUUUAGUUCAGCCUCAGCUGAGCCUGAGGUCACCAUAGCAAUAUAUCCUUAUUAAUCCUUAUUAAGCCCUUAUUAAGCACUUGGCUGUGGUGUUUGUGAAACAGAGCUAAUAAUGAAACAACAUUACCAAAAUCUAAUGCAAUCUUACAUUUAUAUACAGCUCUGGAAAACAUUGACAUCACUCUUAACACAGUUUCUGAAUCAGUUUCUCUGAUUUUGCUAUUUAUAGGUUAAUGUUUGAGUAAAAUAUAAAUUCUAUAAACUAUGAACAUUUCUCCCAAAUUCUAAAUUAAAAUUUUGCAGAAUUUGCAGAAAAUGGGAAAUGGCUGAAAUAACAAAAAAAAGUUGCAGAGCUUUCAGACCUCAAAUAAUGCAAAUAAUGCAAAAGUUCAUAUUCAUAAAGUUUUAAGAGUUCAGAAAUCAAUAUUUGGUGGAAUAACCCUGGUUUUUAACCACAGUUUUCAUGCAUCUUGGCAUCAUGUUCCCCUCCACCAGUCUUACACACUGCUUUUGGAUAACUUUAAAAUUAAAGCAGUUCAGUUUGGUGGUUUGAUGGCUUGUGAUCAUCCAUCUUCCUCUUGAUUAUAUUCCAGAGGUUUUUAAUUUGGUAAAAUCAAAGAAACUCAUCAUUUCUCAUUUUUAAAUGGUCUCUUAUUUUUUUCCAGAGCUGUAUAAAUAAAACAGUUGAGGCUUUUAGAUGACUGUAGCACAAGAGGACAAGCGUCUUAAUGAUACCUUUAAUUUCAAGGGAACAUAGAGGAUGAGUGUCUUCAAACUUUUGGACAUAGAGUGUAUUUGUACCGGUAGUUAAAAUUACAAACCAUUUACUUUAAAUGAAACCUCAGUAGGAUCGCAUCCUACUACCUUCAAUUUAAUGUAGUAAUAAUUUAAUAAGUCAUUCUAGGUUAACUGUAUUGUGUUACAUGAGGGGAAAAGGGUUGGUAAAUAUAUGUGAUUUAUAGAGACAGAUGGUAAAGCACUGCUUAUCCAUAACUAAUGAAAUAUGAAAUAACAUUUAUAUAAGUUAUGUUAAUUUUUUGUUUUUUAGUCCCCCCCCCCCCCAAAAAAAAACAAAUAAAUUGAUGGGCUUCUGUGGUCAGGAGUCUGAAGAUGUGUCUGAUACUGUGUUCUAUUCCCUAUGUAGUGAACUACUUCUCUCCAAACCAUCACUGAUUGGUGGAAACUUCACACUAGACCUCGAGCAGUUUGGACUGUGUGUCUCUCCACUCUUCCUCCAGACUCUGCUCCCUUAAUUUACUUUAAAUGAAAUGUAAAAUUUACUGAUGAUCAGUGAUGGUUUGGAGAGACAUGUCUGUCAUCUGCUGGUGUUGAUCCACUGUGUUUUAUUAUCAAGUCUAAAGUCAGUGCAGUUUUGUUUUCCCGCAAAAUCUUACAGCACUUCACUUACUGCACUUCCCUCUGCUGACUUUUAACAGCAGGAUUUGGCACACUGCCCACACUGCCAAAAGUACCAUUUGGUCUUGUAUAAUAUAAUAUUAUUAUUUUUUGCUUUAAGAUACUGAUUUUUGACUUAAAAUAGAUCACUCCGUGUGUAAUACAUCAAUAUAAUAUGCGAUUAUUUCUGAAAUAAAGUAACUUUUCAUUGAUAUUCUAUUUUUUUUCGAAUGCACUUGUUUUAUAAAGACCUGGAUUUUCACAUGUAGAGAAUAGGACACAGUUUCAGACUCAGCAGAGAGCUCUCUGCUUUCUGGUUAGUGUUCUCCUCUGAGCGUGUUCAGCUCUGAAGUAGCUGCAGUAGCGAUUAGCUUCACCAGUAUUAAGGGAAGCAUGAUGUAGUUAGUAGCUAUGGUACGAAAUGAUUUGUCUGCACUCAAAUUUGUGUGAUGGAGAAGUUCUAUGUAGGAGUAAAGAGUAAAGGACUCAACUCUUAGUCUUUUGACUGUCCUUAAGAGACGAUUUUAGGAUUUUAAGAUUUUUUUAUCAUGAUUUUUCUGAUGGUUUGCAUUGGGUUACAGUUUAUUUCUGUCUACUACAGCUGUGCUUCUCAAAUCCAGCUGUGCAGGAAACACCUCAGCACCCCUCCCAGUGUAGAACUGAGAGUAAAGAUUUGAGGAUUUGAAUAUUAAGGCGUUGAAAGACAGCCGGCCUGUCCAGCAGUUGUAGUUGUAGAGUUACAGUCUGUAGUGUUCUGGAGCCGUGUUACAUUUAUUCACCCCGAGUCGAGAAUUUUAUAAACUAGUUAUUUAGAUAAAAUGAAACAGAUGGUACUAAAUUUGUGGCCUUCAGCUGCAGAAGCUGACAGAACUAAGAUUAUCUGACCAAAAGAAGCUCUUCUGCGAGUCCUGAUCCUCCUCUCUGUCCACGAUGUGCCAGUCAGUCUCUCAAGCUUUGUCCAGUGCCUUGUUCUGUCUUACGUUUUUUGUUCAUUUUUGUUUUUAAAAAGUGCGACUGUGUGUUGAAUGCUUAAGAAUAAUGUGAAUAGAGGCUUUUAAAGCCUUUUGAGUGGAUUCUGUCUGCUUACUGUACUCCAGUGUUUUCACCUUGUUUGAGGUGUGUGUGUAUGUGUGUGUGUGUAUGUGCAAAAUACAUCUGCAGAUGUAAGCCAUUUGUAGCACGUACUGUAUUCUGGCUCGUGAGCGUUUUUGUCAUCAGCACAGAGAAAUUGCACACAGAUGUCAACUAAGGAAAGCACAUGAUUAACCUGUGUAUGUUUAUGUUAAAACCUUGUAUCUCCAAUUUUGUUUCGGUUUUACAGCAAAAUGUAAAUUUAGCAUUUUUUUUGUUUUGUUUUACAUUAAAUGUUAAAAUUAACUUGAUCUGUAAUUGGCUUGGAAUACAAUAUAUUUGAAACAGUUUUUUUUUUUUUUUUUUUUUUUUUUUAGAAAAGUUGCUGUUUUUGGAGAUACAAGGUUUUAUGUGACAUAUCAAAUAUACGGGUGUGAAAUACAGGCGUUUCUCGGGGUCCAAGACUUUCUGAAUAACUCUUAUGUCUCCUAGAAAGCCUAAAAAAAAUUAAUUCUUUGGGGUCCCUAAAAUACUAAAAAACUGUUAGUAUUAUAUUUAUUAUAUUUAUAUAAUAAUCUAAAGCCCUAUCUGGAUGGGAUUAGUUUCUCAGAGAGUCUUGGGGUAAAUUUCUCUUUUGUAAGGGGUCCUCUGUGAUUUUAUUCCUGUCUGGAACGACCAUGUACGUGUUUUUCUCAGACGUCCUCUGGAAAAAAAAUUACAGUCUGAAUUAUUAUUAUUAUUAUUUUUUUUUUUUUGCUAAACUCUGUGGUCCUCCAGUAAUUUUUGUCCCGUCUGGAUCCACAAUUCUAAGUUCCGUCUCCUCACGUUUAUUAAGAUAGUUAUUUGUCCACUGCCGCGCAACGUAAUUACACUUUGUGCACGCGCUUCCAUGGAGAUCCACGUAAAAACACAACAGCGAGUGGAAAUGGAGGAGCUACUGAACGUGAUGUUGUGUGGACGAGAAAGCCUAAAAACUCACUGGUGGUCCUUUUUAUAUAUAUGUAUAUAUAUAUAUAUAUAUAUAUAUAUAUAUAUAUAUAUAUAUCAUUCCAAAUGCAAGAGUUUUUUUUUUUUUUUCCACUGAGUAGAAGGGAGAAAUAUUUUUCACAGACGUUCCCCUAAAAAACUAAUCCCGUCCGGAUAGGGCUGUAGUAUAUCUUUGCAACAGUGUUCCAAUAAUAAGCCUGAUUUCAGCUGAAUCAGCUUUCUAAUUCUUACCCCUGGACGCCGUGGGUUAUUUCGCACUCUGGACUGUAGUAUAUGGAUGAAUUGGGUAUUAAUUUAAUUGAGAAUUUGAGGAGCAGUGAAUUGUAUCAGUAUUAUUAUGCCAGAUUAUAAUUGAUAAGCUUUGCCAGUUGUGACAAUCUUAUCGUGCCACACGUUCCUCAUGCAGUAUGAGAUGCUGAAGGCUGUUUGUCAGCUAAACGUUCUUUUAUAUAAAUUGUAUAAUUAUAAUAUAAAAUGUUUUAACAAA
Molecule: messenger RNA, 9378 nt
Organism: Astyanax mexicanus (Mexican tetra)
Lineage: Eukaryota; Metazoa; Chordata; Actinopteri; Characiformes; Acestrorhamphidae
Gene: ankrd44
Product: ankyrin repeat domain 44
Exons: 28
Coding region: 478-3672 (1064 amino acids)
Cellular component (GO): cytoplasm
Molecular function (GO): protein binding
Source: RefSeq, a predicted model, not a curated record